AUGGCAAAACGAAAGCUGGAGCAACCGAAAAGCGUGGAAGAGAAAUCCGUAAAAAUUGCAAAGAAAAUUGAUUAUUUUUCAAAGUUUUGGGACUUAAAACUCGAUGCAGUACAGAGUGAACAACUGAAGAAGAGCAAAACCGAAGAGACACGAUUCUCUUUGCCCGGUCUCGGAAAGUGCGUAUUUUACAAGGGACUCGACAGUUUUGAGGUAUCCAAAGCGAUACAAUUUCAGAAAAAUCGAAUGUUUCAGCCGUUGACCUGUGAUCCGUCGAAACUCGGAUGGAACGAGGCGAUUGUGCAGAACAUGAUGGACCUUUUGAACGAAACAGAGGUGCCCGCGGACAAGAAAGCCGUUUUUGAGGCGGAAAGAAGGGAACUCAUGGACUUCACCUCCCGAUACACCAGUCUUCUCGCCAUCCCCAAAGAUCACGACGGAUACCGCGUAAAACAAUUUUUCGGUAAAAAAAAAAUUUUCGACAUUUUUCAGUCAGUCUACUGUGCUCACGUCGUCCAACACGUCAUCAGAAACAGAAAUCUGAUCAUUGAAAACAAGAGAAAACUGGAAAUCGCGGCGGCGCAAGAGGGCGGAGCCAGCGAGGAGCUGAUCGAAUCGUGCCGAGAUUCGGGAUUCGUGCGUCCCACCGUCGUUAUCCUCUGUCCGUUCAAAAAAGACGCCUACGAUAUUGUGCAUCGAUUGAGACGCAUCUUUCAUGGAAAAGGUAAUAUUGAGAAAAGAAAUUGGAGAGGAGAUGGCAUUAUUUCAGAUGAAAGUGGCGAAGUGUGGAACAAGAAUCGAUUCGAGGAGGAGUACAGCGGUCCGUCGGAUGUUCCGUUCGCCAGAGCCGAUUUACCAGAAGAUCACAAGGUAGAAACGAUUAAAAUAAACUGAAAGUCCAAUGUUUUCUCGUGCAGGAACUGCUCCGCGGCAAUAACGACGAUUCGUUCCGCAUCGGAAUCGCCAUCUCUAAAAAAGUGAUGAAAUUGUACGAGAAGUUCGAUAAAGCCGACAUUCUUCUGUGCUCUCCGCUCGGGCUCCGAAUGAUUGUUGCCGGCGAGGGAAAAGAGGCGUAUCUCCUCAGCAGCAUCCAUAUUACCAUUGUGGACAGGGUAAGGGACCGACAGAAUCGACACGGGCCUGGAUUGGACCGUAACAGUCUUAGUUUAAGGCAUUUUCCUUUGAAGUUUUAGCCCGAAUCCGUAGUUUUUCCGACAUCACGGUUUUUCGGCUUCAAAUCUAUAUGUCCGCAUCAGAGAAUCUAAUGAACCUGAAACUUCCGAGGUAGAUACUACAAACCAAGACUGAUAAUCGUAUAAAGUUCUGGUCCGAUGGGAUAACCGAAAAUGGUUCAAAAGUCCUGGAAAGAACAGAGAAUAAUUUAAACGUUUUCAGACCGACAUAAUCCUGCAACAGAGUUGGGAAAAUGCGACGAAUGUGCUCGAAUGUCUCCACAAGCAACCGUCAAAGAUCGACACGGACAUCUCGAGAGUCCGAAAGGUGUACCUUGGUAGGCUUUUUUUUUGUGAGCAUUCCCUGAUUGGUCCCCCUUCAGACGGUCAUGGUAGCCACUUCUCCCAAGUGCUCUUCUUUUCUCGGUUCUCCAACGAAUUAGUGCUCUCGUCGAUGACCGAUACUUUUGGUAACCAUCGUGGUGCGGUGCUGAACACGCCGACCUCUUCCGGAUGUCUCGAUAAAGUGAGUGCUGUCCGAUCGGGACCAGCCCCUGAGAUCGGACUCGAUUUUCAGAUUGAGAUCCCGUUGUGUCAAGAACUGCACAGAGUCAACGUGAACAACAACUCGGAGUUGACGGUGAACCGCAUCGAAUAUUUUAUGAAGAAGAUUGUGCCGACUCUGCUGCCGCGCUCGCUCAUCGUCAUCCCCAACUAUUAUCACUUUGUUCGCGUCCGAAAUGAGCUGAAACGCGCCGAAGAGAGCUUUGUGGCGUGCCACGAAUACGCGCCACGCUUCAAAACGGACCGCGCGAGAGACAUGUUCCUGCACGAGAAAAAGAGUUAUCUGCUCGUCACCGAGAGAUGGUACUUCUUCAAUCGCAGACACUUGAGGGUGAGCCUUCGCGUUUUGAAUUCCUCUACAACAUCUAUUCAGGGCGUCCACCGAAUCGUGUUCUUCCAACUUCCGAGCCACCCGAGCUUCUACCCGGAACUCGUGAACAUGUCCGAUGCGAGCGUUCUCCAACGCAUGCUCACCGUCAUCCUCUUCACGCGAUUCGACCGUUUCCGUUUGGAAUACGUCUUCGGAUCCGACAUGGUCAACAACAUAAUAAACAAUAAUAAUAGAGUCCAGGUGCUUGUUAGCGAGGGCCAUUCCAAAUAACCCUUUUGUUAUUCAUUGUUGUUUCGCUUUUCCGGCAUUUCGUUGUUUUCGUUCUAAUUUCGAUAUAUUCCCGAAUCAUGCCCAGACUGAUCAUCGUGGAUUGAUCCAACAUUCAUUUUGAACUCACUUGUUGCUUGUUAGACCUAUUAGUCCUGGAUAAACCCGUCGAACCGUGGUGCCGCCCGUCUCUUUGUUUACUGUCUCCGCGCGGAACGCAAGACGCUUUUCCUGCCGCCGCGGAGGAGGAGGAGGAGGAAAAAGUCACUGGAAUGACUGUCGCGACUAUUGAUUUUUGCGCGGCGACAACCACCAAUUCCCAUGCUUUGUAUGCGAAUUUCAAAUGUUUCAUUAUAAUCGCUCGGGUCCCUCAAAUCGCCCAUUUUUCCGUUUUCAGCCCUCCGAAAUGAGCUAUUUCUCGUUUUUGUGCCUCUUUUUCCAUUUCGCAACCGCCCACGGUUACAUGGGAGCGGUGAUGGGCAAAUUGACGACGUGCGACGACGCGAAAACGAAACUGGACAAGGAUUGGGAUCCGCGCGAUUUCAGCGCCUUCACCUGCUCCUCUUCAAUUCACUACGCCGUUCAGAAGGUGGGUUUCUAGGCCACGGCCACAGGGCAAGUGCUUUUUUUUUAAACUUUGAUCCUACAAUAAUAUAUUUCUUGAGGACAUCGACCCGGUGCUCUUCGAUUUGGUCCAGCAGAACAGCACGUUCAACCCGAAAACGGACCAAGUGAUGCACAGAUGCAUGGACGAGAGCAUCGAGUACGAGGACCGAAUUCCCGUCAGGUACGUGGCCUAGGAUCCGACAAGCCAAUCAUUCAUGGACCCAAUUUCAGAGGAGAUCACCGUCCGAACUGGGCGCGCUUCGGAGAAUAUCUGUACGUGCCGGUGCAGCGGUGGCUGCACAAUCUGGAGCACGGAGCCAUCGUCCUUCUCUACCAUCCGUGCGUCGAUGUGGACGAAUUGAACAAACUGAGACAGCUGGUGACGUCAUGCAUCUAUCGCCACGUCAUCACUCCCUACAUUAAGCUGACUGCCGAACGGGUGAGCGCCUAAACGUCUGAAAAUUGGUGUGUGAAUAAUUCAAGUCUAGUACUUGAUUUUUGUAAUUGAAAACUGUAGCCCUUGGAAGUUAGACCACCUGAGAGUCUUUAUUGAAAAGGAUGUAUCUCGGCUGCCGGUACAGAUAUCAAAAAGUGUUCAACUAAUGAAUUGUAUAUCACGGUCUCCAGAGCUGACAAUAUGGGCGUGGCCUCGGCGGCUUAAUGGCGUUUUCAUGAAUUGAGCACAUUUUCUCUGAUUUUUGUGGUCAAAGGCGAUGAAAAAUGAUUGUUCGACAUGAAAACACAACAAUUCUCGAGAAUUAAUGACGUUUUGGCGCAUUUUUCGCGGACUUUGCUUUUUCGCCUUCGCCGCCGAUCGCCGCACUUCUCAUUUUGCGCUUUCUUGACCGUUUUCAGACAGAAUUGGUUUUGAGAAUGAUAAAUCACGUAAAUACAAGCAUUUUGAGCGCUCGAACCGCGGAAAUUACAGCAAAGCAACUGAAAUUCACGCAGUUUUAGCCAAAAACCUUGAAACGGAUAAAUGUGAUUUGCGCCUUGACCAAAUUCAACGCUCUUGCGCUUAAAAAAUUCGUAAUAGCCUAUAUAAUCGGUCUGUCGAGAGACAAAUGAGAAAUUAUCAGUUUUUCGUGGCUAAUCUGGCAAAAAACACUAAUUUUGCUGUUAAAAUUUGAAUUUCGCGCCAAUGUAUCGCUCUAUUGGGCGGGGCGCACUUGCGCCCAUUGUCAGCUCUGGAGACCGUGAUGUACAUAAUGUUCUAAUGAACAUUUGAUUAAUUGACAAAUGUUUGAUAUCUCCACCGGCUGCUAAAAUAUCUUGUCUUGAAGUAACCUCUUUGCAGCCACUGGCCCUGGUCGGCUGGGGAUCGCGUCUCGAAAUGAACUCGGUGGACGAGAAGAAAGUGGUGGAAUACAUGAAAAAGUACGGAAACCGGGCACCGGAAGAGAUCACCCGCGACGGAAAGUACGACGCGUACUUGCUCCAACCGGCCAAAUCGGUCAGCGAGAAGGACGAGCACAUUUGCCCGAAUCAUUGA
Molecule: messenger RNA, 4429 nt
Organism: Caenorhabditis sp. 36 PRJEB53466
Lineage: Eukaryota; Metazoa; Nematoda; Chromadorea; Rhabditida; Rhabditidae
Source: the annotation of a GenBank genome assembly